GCGUAAUCUCGGUUCUGACGACCAGGUUCUUCUUCGGCCAAGAAGUGACACCGCUUUUUGUCUUGUCAUCAAAGGCUCCAAAAGGACAACUUCAUGACGAGAUCAUCACAUAAUUCCGGCCGUGUAUUGUGUUUUGCCCGACAUCAUCGGUGUCGUUUAUUUUUUUUUAAAUAAAUCCCGCCUAUAAAAAAAACUGUUAAUAGAUAUUUUUAUUACCUGCCUUGUGAAACAGAGAUUUAAUAAUACUCAAAUUAAAACAUAAUGCAAACUUUUGUUCACGUUAUUUAGAUUUGUUGAACGAUCUUUUGAUUUUUACUUUGAUGAUUUCAGUUAUAAAAAUGGGUAAAGAUGCUAAUGAAAAUAAACAGAAGAAAGGGCUUACCCUCUCCUGGCACAAUUUAUCCGUCUGGGUGGAGAAAAAAGACGAAGAUAAAAGUAAUUGGUUCAAAGUCCGAUACUACGAUUGUAAAAUAUUAAGAAAAGUGAGCGGGAUUGCUAAACCUGGAGAGCUGAUGAGCAUAAUGGGUCCAAGCGGUGCUGGUAAAACAACAUUAUUAGCCACUAUUUCACAACGUCUCAUCGGUGGAGUCAAAGGGAAAAUAUUAGUUAAUGGGAAAAAAAUCGAUAAAGAGUUGAUGUUGAAAAUAUCCGGUUUUGUGGCUCAACAUGAUCUAGCUACUGAAAUUCUUACCGUAUAUGAGCAUCUUCAGUUUAUGGCCAGAUUAAAGUUACAUAGGCAUUUAACAAAUGAGGAAAGAACACUACGAAUUUUAUCAAUGAUUUCAGAAAUGGGUCUAGUUGACAUCAAGUAUUCUAGACUCUCAAAUAUCUCAGGAGGAGAGAAAAAACGCGUUUCUAUGGCAGUACAGCUUCUGACUGAUCCAUCGAUUCUGUUCUGCGAUGAACCUACAACAGGGUUGGACAGUUUCAGCGCUUUUUCUAUAGUCGAACAAUUAAGAAGAAUAGCAGCCACUGGGAAAGCCAUAAUCUGCACCAUUCACCAGCCGGCAUCCGGCAUGUUUGAAAUGUUUGACCACAUUUACUUUUUAGUCGCAGGCGGAAGAGUGUCCUUAGACUGUAAUGUAACCGAAGCCGCUGAAUACCUGAGAAACGUCGGGAUUGUGUGCCCUCCAAGCUACAAUUUUGCAGAAUUUCUUGUCUCAAAACUAGCAAUAGGUGAUGAUGCAGAAAGCCAAAUAAGAGUCAACAAAUUGUGCCGAUAUUACAGAGAGUCUAAAGAUUAUGAAAAUCUUCUCAAAAACCUGGAAAUCGAACAGUCAUAUGGGAGAGAAAUAAUGAUAACUGAAACGCCAGUCAAAUUCACUGAUUCAAUAUGCAAACCUUCGAGCGAUUUUGGAAAAUACUUAGCAAUGAAGAGGCCUAAACACAGCACUCAACUUUCAUGGCUACUUUGGAGAGCGUCGUUAGAACUGAUCAGAAAACCACAACAGCAUAUUUUACGAUUUGCUUUAUACCUGCUAAUGGCAUUAGUUAUAUCGACACCUUACACAGAGAUUAACGUAGACCAAGAAGGAAUUCAGAAUAUUCAAGGAUUCCUCUACCUUGUUAUAGUGGAAACAACAUUCACUUUUACUUACAGCGUAGUUCAUACUUUUCCUGCUGAAUUGGCAGUAAUGAUGAGAGAAGUUGGAAAUGGAAUUUAUUCCCCUGGGCCUUAUUAUAUAUCAAAACUUAUAAUGCUUCUUCCAAGGGCUGUAAUUGAACCUGCAUUUUUUUCAAUCAUUACUUUUUGCAUACCGGGUUUAUUCGGCGGUUUGAUGGGUUUCUUCCUUUUCUGCAUUCCUGUCAUCAUGUGCUCAAUUGCUGCAACGUCAUAUGGAUGCUUGAUAUCAUCAGUUUUUGACAAUAUUGAAAAAGGGUCAAUGUUUUCAGUGCCUUACGAGCAAGUGGCACUUCUUUUCUGUGGGAUAUACCUUUCUCUCAGUGAUGUGCCCUUUCAUUUUGCAUGGGUGAAAUACGUUUCAAUAUUUUACUAUGGGAUCGAAGCUUUGUCCAUUCUCCAAUGGUCGUUUAUUUUUAACAUACCUUGUUCUUCGACACCAGAUAGGCCAUGUAUAAACUCAGGAAACGGAGUUUUGGAACACUUUGGCUACAGCAAGUCUAAUUUCACUAUGGACAUGUUGGGGCUUUUGUCCAUAUACUGUUGUUGUCAUGUUGUUGGAUUCAUAUUUAUUUGGAAAAAGUGUAAAAGAAAUACUUCGUACUAAAUUUUCAUUUUUUUCAUUUCAGCAUGUCUAACAAAAAAUUGAAAAAUAAUUUUCAGGUGAUAACGUCCAAAUUGAAAACUUAUGCAAUUGUAUUUUGUAAGAAAAUUUUCUUUUUACUCAGUUUUUAUAUGUUCAAUAAGCAAAUGUUAUUGCCAGUAUUAUGUUAUUGGGGGGCCACAAUAAGGGAUAGUAAUUAAUAAAAUAAUAUAAAAAUGCUUUGAAAUUUAUAACAUUCUAGUAAAAUUUUUUUUAAAAAACUGG
Messenger RNA from Cimex lectularius (bed bug), 2489 nucleotides. Its product is annotated as protein scarlet-like. The record is from RefSeq and is a predicted model, not a curated record. The transcript is spliced from 14 exons. Gene Ontology annotation, cellular component: plasma membrane. The coding region runs from base 321 to 2228 and encodes 635 amino acids. Lineage: Eukaryota; Metazoa; Arthropoda; Insecta; Hemiptera; Cimicidae. Gene Ontology annotation, molecular function: ATP hydrolysis activity; ATP binding; ABC-type transporter activity.